AUGUCGCGAGCGCAGCGUGUUCUGGUCUACCUCUUGCGUCGGGAUCUUCGACUUGCCGACAAUCCCGUCUUUCACGAAUUAGCAAGGAUCAAUUCCCAAUCUCAGAGACCUUUCACCCAUCUCUUACCAGUCUAUGUAUUCCCGGCGGACCAGGUGGAGGUUUCUGGUUUCCUCAAGUCCGCCGCGGACAGAUCACCGUAUCCCGAGGCGCGCAGCAAGGUUGGCGGCUUCUGGAGAUGUGGCAAACUUCGAGCAAAAUUCCUAGCUGAGAGCGUAUGGGAUCUGAAGAAAGACCUCGAGAGCGUCUCCAGCGGCCUGUCAAUCCGAGUUGGUACCUUGACGGACGCCGUUCGCUCUAUCCUCGACGCCUACCGGGACAGAGAGGGCACUGAGAUACAUGGCAUCUGGAUGACCAGCGAAGAGGGUUGGGAGGAGAAGAUCGAGGAAGACAAGCUGAAGAAGAUUGUCGAAGCCGAAGGCAAGGAGUUCAAGCUCUGGACUGAUGAGAAGUACUUUGUCGAUGAGUAUGCCAAUCUCUACCAUCAAGGCAUCGAAGUAACCACUAACCGCUUGCAGUCGAGACUUGCCAUUCAAAGAACCCCGUGAGCUUUCGGACGUUUUCACGACUUUUAGAAAAAGCGUGGAACCAUUGAGAACAGCCCCUAGAAAGUCACUUCCCAAGCCGGAAAGCAUACCUCCACUGCCGGACUACAUCGCCGAACAGUCGUCACCCUUCGCCGUUCCGGAGUCUCUGGAUGACACUAUCAAGUCCUUGUCGAAGCCGCUGGAAAACGACGAAAAGAUUCCCGACCCUCCUCAGUGGCCACAGGCAGCGAAAUCGGCACACCCGUUCUUGGGCGGAUCGACUGCUGGCCAUGAGCGCGUCAAACAUCUCAUCGAAUCAGGGGCCAUGACCACGUACAAGGACACAAGGAAUGGCUUGCUUGGACUAGAUUUCAGUACCAAGCUCUCGGCCUGGUUGUCACUUGGAUGCAUCUCCGCCAGACAGGUUCACUGGAAACUGAUCGAUUUCGAAGAUGGCAAGAACGACGUCGGUAAAGGAGCCGAGGGAUACGGUAAAGGUGAAAACAAGGUAGGCUUGCUUACAGGGAUAAGUACUUAUCCCGCAUACUGAUCCGAUAAAUUCGCUUAGGGCACUGCCGGAGUGCGUUUCGAACUCCUCUGGAGAGACUACAUGCGCCUCUGCACUCGCAAAUUCGGCGUCCGACUCUUCUUCGUCGACGGAUAUCGCCAGGACAAGGACGCCCAGCACAAAUUCAUCAGCUCGCCAUACACCAAGUCCACCAACAAGAAGAACACCCAGGGCGUCGACGACGAAAACACGCGGAAAGCCGUCGAACGCUUCCUCGCCGGCCGUACGGGUACCGGACUCAUCGACGCUUCCCAGCGCGAAUUGUACCUGACGGGCUGGACAUCGAACCGCGCGCGGCAGAAUGUCGCCUCGUAUCUGUCGAAGCGCCUCGGCAUCGACUGGCGCAUCGGAGCCGAAUUCUACGAGAUGAACCUCAUCGACUACGACGUCUCCAGCAACUGGGUAAGCCUUUCUCUCUAACGUUUGGUCCGUUCCCAUGACGCCACACCUCCUUCACAUGCAUCGGGUAUUUGACCCGUCCUGACUCCCCACACCCCCCCAUUUUCCUCCUGAAGAACCACUUCUCACAUUCAUUGCGUUUGAUACAGGGCAACUGGCAAUACGUCGCCGGCGUCGGCAACGACCCCCGCGGCGACGCCCGCAUCUUCAACCCCGUCAAGCAAGCCCUCGACUACGACCCGAAGGGCGAAUACAUCCGAACCUGGGUCCCCGAACUCAAACAAGUCGGACAUCUUUCUCCCCCCUCUUCUACUUCAGGCGGCGGCGGUAGUCGGGAAUCUCUCAUGGGCGUUGUCCAGGCCUGGAGAAUCCCCGCCGAGGAGAAGAAGUCUCUAGGUCUGGAGGGCUUGGAGUGGGUCGAGCGGCCGCUGAUUAAGAUUGAUUUCUCGGUGAAUCGGAGGGGUGCUGGUGCUGGGGGAAAUAGGGGGGGAAGAGGUGGUGGCGGCGGUGGUGGUGGUCCGGCAAGAGGGGGUCGAGGCGGUGGUGGUGGGAGGGGAAGAGGGCGUGGGGUGCGUGAGCAGAACUGA
Lecanosticta acicola is the source of this 2139-nucleotide messenger RNA. The record is from the annotation of a GenBank genome assembly. Lineage: Eukaryota; Fungi; Ascomycota; Dothideomycetes; Mycosphaerellales; Mycosphaerellaceae.